UGCAGAGAGAGAGGCACUUUGCACCACAGACAGAUAGCACGAAGGAAAAGCCAGAGAGAGUGAGGAAAAGAGAGGAGUCAGUCGCUCCUGGGGAAGGGAGAGAGUGAGACAGGCUGGGAGAAGGAGAACAGAAAGUGUGUGUAAACGGAGUAAAGAAGGGAAAAAAAUACCCUUAAAGCACAUUUUAAAAACUCUGGCAAUUCUAGAAAGAAACAGGCUACGUUUCUGAAAGAGACAAUGAAAAGCUCAAGAAAAUUUUGCAAUCUCUGCCACAGUCUCAUAGGUGCUUGGAAAUGAAAGUAGAACUGCCUGUCUCUAACCGGCUCUGAGAGGGGUAACUGGAUUAGGGACGGGUACGCCAGUUUUUUUUUUUUUUUUAAACAUCUUAAAUCCUGAAAAAAAAAAAAAAAAAAAAAAAAAAAGCAGCAGCUCCGAAUUGAAUGAAUUGAUGGGCACACUCCAACGGCUGGGCUGGAGAGACUGGACUUGGUCUUGCCAUUUCUGCUGCUUUGAAAAAGGAGACAACUUGGGCGUCCUUUUAAUUUAGUUUUUCUCCUUCUCCCCCACCCCCAACCUCCCCCCUCACCUCCCCCACCCCCUCUAUCACCACCCCCCUUUCAAAUAAGAGGGUGAAGGGGAACCAGAGCGCACAAGGGAACUGACCCAGGAGGCAGAGAAGAUGGGCAUCCUCAGCGUAGACUUGCUGAUCACACUGCAGAUUCUGCCAGUGUUUUUCUCCAACUGCCUCUUCCUGGCGCUCUAUGACUCGGUCAUUCUCCUCAAGCACGUGGUGCUGCUGCUGAGCCGCUCCAAGUCCACUCGCGGGGAGUGGAGACGCAUGCUGACCUCAGAGGGAAUGCGCUGCAUCUGGAAGAGCUUCCUCCUCGAUGCCUACAAACAGGUGAAACUGGGUGAAGAUGCUCCCAAUUCCAGUGUGGUGCAUGUCUCCAAUGCUGAAGGAGGUGACAGCAGUGGAAAUGGUGCCCAGGAGAAAACAGCCGAUGGAGCUGAGUGCCACCUUCUUGACUUUGCCAGCCCUGAGCGCCCACUGGUGGUCAACUUCGGCUCAGCCACUUGACCGCCUUUUACUAACCAGCUGCCAGCCUUCAGCAAACUGGUGGAAGAGUUCUCGUCAGUGGCUGACUUCCUGUUGGUCUACAUUGAUGAGGCUCAUCCUUCAGAUGGUUGGGCGGUGCCUGGGGAUUCUUCUUUGUCUUUUGAGGUGAAGAAGCACCGGAACCAGGAAGACCGAUGUGCAGCAGCCCACCAGCUAAUGGAGCGUUUCUCCUUGCCGCCCCAGUGCCGAGUUGUGGCUGACCGCAUGGACAAUAAUGCCAAUGUCGCUUAUGGGGUAGCCUUUGAACGUGUGUGUAUCGUGCAGAGACAGAAAAUUGCUUACCUGGGAGGAAAGGGCCCCUUCUAUUACAACCUUCAAGAAGUCCGGCGUUGGCUGGAGAAGAAUUUCAGCAACAGAUGAAAGCUAGAUUAGCUGGUUAAAGGUAUGAUUGUAAUAGAGAUUUUUUUUUUUUAAAUUAUGUAAAGACAAGGAAACUAAGAACUGAAUCCACUAUUUCAACUGAGUCGCAUUGUCUCACUGAAAGACAGGAAUUUACGUGUCAGAAGAACACAAACCUCUAACAUCUCAAUACUACUUUCACCACUUAAAUGGCUCUUGGCUAAAUAGUAGUCCCAUCACUUCUCUUCCUGGUGAAAAGCCCUAAGUGAAAAGAUCCCAAGAUGGAGAGGAAGAAACCUUGUUUCAGCAUGUGUUCAUUUCUGCCCUGAAGAGGAAGUGAUACAGCUGAUACGUGCCUUGGGACGUGAAGAAAAGACUUACCUGAAUAACUGCUAUGUUAGGGAAGCUACCAUCCGUGUUAGUAUGAGGGGUAUUGCCUAGGCUUUAUUCAGCAUAGAUAGAGCCCAACUGGAUACUUCCCAAAUGUUUACUUACAAUGAAUAUUCACGCCCAGGGCAUGUGGUUAGGACUUUGGUGUUUAAUGUGUUAGAGUAGUUUCUGAUCAUGUAGUUUCUAGCCUUAUUGUGCUCUAUGCCAGCCUAAGUAUCCCAGAACUCGCAGGUACCAUUUGCACAUAUCAAGAAUGAUCCCUACCUGGAGGGUUAGAAUGGUUAUCUGAUAUCUGAUGGUUACUGUCUAGGCAGGUGGGGAAAAAGCUAGAAGAAAAGCAAAUUUACAAGCUAGGAAAAGGAGGCAGAAAAAUUAGGAGGCUUCAUAGAGCGUCACCUUGACAUUGUGGAGAGUGUGACUAAUUUGUUAGUCACAGAAACAUGGAAACAUACACAAAGCUAGAGAAAGAAGCAGCUCAACUAAAAUAGCGUAGGGAUUAUACAUAUGAAAUCAACUUAUUUAUCAUAUGUUCCUGGAUUGAGGAGAAAGGGGAAUUGAGAGGGAAAAGACACAUUAAUAUUUGCAUUACUUUUUGAAAUGUUUGUGUUGUGACUUUUCAGUAGGUGAAUUAUACCCCAUGAUGCUGAUGAAAGGUAAAACCAGUGGGUCCAGUGGUGCUGGUCUUUCCCUCUCCAUCCCUACAAUUUUGCUGUGGCCCCACUCCUUCUUGGUCUUGGUCUCUGUGGCAGUGUUCUCUGAAUGCUGAGAUCAGCAAUAUAUAUUUUAUAUAUACACAUUCUCAGUUGUGUGGGAGGUAGUUUCCCUGGCCAUUGAGCUGCAGCACUGUUUUCCUCCCAAAGAGGUGAACUAUAAUGAAUGAUAGGUGAAAACAAGCAAGCUUUCUUCAGAAGCAAAAUGAAGAGAAAGUUUGAGACAAUUCCCAUCAGUGAUCUUGGAGGCUUUGCUCUAAGGCAGUCCUCAAUAUCAUGGAAUUUGGUGACAUGGAAUUCCCGUUAAUAUUUGAAUUUGGACUUGGGUUUUCCUUUGUUCCUCUUAGCUGAGGUAUAGUAGUCUAAGGCCUCUAUAGUACAUUUUUAUAAUACUAUUUUAAUAUGUAUACCAUAUUUCUCUUUAAAAUGAAGAUACUAUAGUUUUACUUAUAGGUAAUAUAAGUAAUAACGAAUAUCCUAACCUCCAAAAGAACAGACCAACCAAUUUUGUAUCUUAAAUUUUUUUAUUGUAAAUUUGAGGAUGUUAUCAAAUCACAGUAUAUGGUUAUAUUUAUAUUACAAUCAAAGGUUUCUAUGACCAUUCCAUUAAUAAUUGAAUCAUAAAAUAAAACAAAUAGAAAAAGAUACCUAAAAUUGAAAAUAUCUGCCUGAAUUAGUUGCCUGAAAUGAGGAAAAAGUGGGAACUGAGUGUAUAAGAACCAAAAGUCUAUUUUUUUUUAAAAUGGAGCAACAUAAUAGUCAUAUCACUGCAUAGUUUAUUGUUUAGAUAUUAAAGCACCAUUUUAACUGGUUAUUUUUAACUGCAACAUGUAAGCUUCUCACUGUUCUAAAUUCUACAAAAUGUGCCCACAAAGAAACAAAUUUUGAAAAUGUGACAUUAUCUAAUGAAUUUCUGGUAGAUCACAUUGAGAAUAGAUUAUUUCUCUCCUCAGUUGUUAAACUCUAUAACUCAAGGCUUAUCGGUGGACUCCAUUGAUUUUUAUCUUCAAAAUGGUGUUGAGAUUUAUGUGGUACCCUAGAGAAGAAAAAUGAAGUAUUGGUGGCAGCCCACUUACACUGUUGUCCUUAAACUCCCCCUUUGUUCUACAUAUACAAUAAGGGAACAGGAUGUGAGAGAAGCUGGUGGGGGGAUGAGAUUUGGCUAAGGCAGGCAGUGCUAGUUGUCUGGGGAAAAGGACGAUGGGGAAACUAUCCAGUUAUGACAUAUUUUUAAAGAAAGAGAAGGUUGUGUGCAUGCAGUUCUUCUCCCUGAGGAUAAGGCAAUGGAGAAGUGAAGAAGCGGAAGUAAACAUACAAAGGCAUAGGCUGAAUAUCAGGGACAAAGAUAUGUUCAGUGGAACAUGGAAGAGUUACUGGAAGAAAGGCUUUAGGGGCCAGUGGAGAAAGCAAAUGGACAAAGCUCAGGAAUCCUACAAUAUGUAGAAUGGCUUGGUGUUAUCAGAGUUAGGAUAAGCCUAUAAUUCCGUAACUUAUUUAUCUCAAUAUGAACUUUUAUGAUUUCCUGUGGUGUAUCUUUUAUGAACUUAAAAAGAACUCAUUAUUUGAGAUAGAGGAGAAUCAAUGCUUAGCUGGUAUGUUCAGAGAUUAUUAAAUUGUCAAUCCCCCCCCCCCCAUCCUAUCUUUUUUAUUUAUUUUUUUAUUUUUUGGGAGGUACACCAAGUUCAAUCAUCUGUUUUUAUACACAUAUCCCCAUAUUCCCUCCCUUCCUUGACUCCCCCUGCCUCGAGUCCCCCCCACCCUCCCCGCCCCAGUCCUCUAAGGCAUCUUCCAUCCUCGAGUUGGACUCCCUUUGUUAUACAACAACUUCCCACUGACUAUCUCUUUUACAGUUGGUAGUAUAUAUAUGUCUGUGCUACUCUCUCGCUUCGUCUCAGCUUCCCCUUCACCCCCUGCCCCCUCCCAAACCUCGAGUUCUCCAGUCCAUUCUCUGUAUCUGCUAUCCUAUCUUUUAUAAGGUACGUUCCUUUGAAGAAUUGUAGUUCCUAUUCUCACAAGGCAAAAUCUAUAAGUAAUAUGUAUAGAUAAACUUACAACAUAAGUUUAUAUAUAUAAAUGUAUAUAUAUAUACGAUUUCUUUUUUUUAGUACCUAAACAUCUCCCCCCAACCCCAUAGGCCAUUGUGUACAUGGAGCUAUCAGUUUAGUCUUUUAAACUGAAUUAGCUUGUCUGUUAUAAAAAUAGUUUCCAAGCAAUUUUAGAUAUUAUUAUAGCAUCUGGAUUUACUCAAACAUUUAGUGUUUGAAAGACUUAUGUCUUGGAACUAUUCAAAACUUACUUUAUUUAAUUGCUUAGAGAAAAUGUUAGUGGAAUCGAUGACUUUCUUGAAUGGGCAUGUAUGAAAUGCCUGCACAAUAGGGUAGAAAUGUUUGAUACAGAUAUUAAAAUAUAACUGACCUCUUUAGAAGCAGGUUAGUAAUGCUGUUCUUGCUUUGUAUAGCUAAAGUGACAGUCUUAACUUGCAUGGCCUUUCAUAUUCAUGUUUUCAGUCUCUGGUCCUUUGUCUUCACCGUGUUUAUAGAAUAUACCCCUGAUUUUUGGUAAUAUCCACUUUGAAAUGGCCUGUUGAUUUAGUUAAGUUCUCCUACCAUUAAUCAGGAAAUGCCAAUUCUGUGAUCAAGGAGGGAAGAAAGUCCUGCUGUCUUUCAUUUUGCCUGAGUGUAUUUCACUUUUGGGACUCUUGAAUAAAAAAUUAUGAAAUAUGGUGAGGUCAUGCAUGUGUGCUGCCUUUAUGCAUAAAAUACGAGAGAGGUAGGUAAAAGACAACAUCUAUGCCUUUCGGAAAGUUCCCGGCUGGAUACGAGGUGCCCUCAGUGUGGCCUAUGGGCUGUGUCCACAGCAAGAGGAACACGCUCUUGUGCAGGACUUCCCAUUUUGUAAAUCAUGAGAAGAUAAACAUGGACAUGUAUCCUGCCUAAUCUCUGGCUGAUAGUUGGAAGAUAAGCUUAAUUAGAAUCACAUGGCCAUUGCAAAGGAGAAAAUGUAGACACAAACUUCUGUCUCAUUGAAGGAUUAAUAAAAACCUUUACCAGCAUCUAGAGCUUUUCAGAAUAUACCCAACGUUAUGUCUCUGUGCAGUGGAGAUUAACAGUGAGGUUUUUAAUUCCAGGAGUUUUUUUUUUUUUUAAAUGAUAUUGCCAAAAAUCAGAGCUAAAUUGUUUUUAGUUAUAUUCCAACCUCCUCUCUACUUCCUCCUUUACCUUAAAAAUAGAAGCUAAACCCAGUCUUCCUGUUAAGUCCAGAUGGGGCAUAAGAAACAACCUCUUCUUGGUGAUCUGCCCUCUCUUGGUAGCAUCCUGAGGUCCUCUAUGAAAGAGGGGCACAGGGCCUGGGAGAUUCAGGAAGUUGCUAACUGGAAAGAGCUAGGUGCUGAGGGCUUGGUCUACUGAUCUGGGGAGAUUUGAAAAGAAACGUCUCACCUUUGGUGUCACUGAGUGACUUUAGCAAAGCAUUAGGCUACUUCCUAAUGCCUUACAUUCUAGAUAGCAUGAGAAAUGAGGUCUCAGACUUAGGAUCCAGUUCUGUUCCUAGGUGAGUCUGAACCCAUAGAAAGCAGACAUGUACAAAUCUCCAAACAAAACUGCUCAUGCAGGUUGGGGCUCUCUGCCCAUCUUGGGCAGUUGUACUAGAGCCCCAGGCAGUUUAUUUAAUAUUUGCUGUGGAGACUUCGAAGACCCAGGAGAUGUUUAAUGAAGUCACUAUUUUGGCUCAAAACUCCCCUUUCCCCCCCCAAAAAGCAAGUAAGUAAACACAUAAAUGAAAGAAGCCCACAGAAGGGAGUGGGAAAGAAAUAAAAUUCUCCCAAGACUUCUCCGGACCAUGUCACUGGUCGGUGCGGUUUUUAUGUGUGUUAAGAUUGGAAGAUGUGGAGACAUAAGUAUCCAGUACUUUAUAACCAAAGCAAUUAAGUGACAUUGGGCGGGGAAUGUUGGCCAGUUUUGUUUAAAUUUGCAUCACAUUAUCACCAGACUCUAUCACUAGCCCAAGUAAUCGGGCACCCGAACAGGGAGAUUGGGAUGUGCAGAGGUUACUAGUGUGCAAAUGAUAACUACUGACGAAAGAGUCAUCGACUCAGUUAGUGGUUGGAUAUAGUCACAUUCGUUUGCCUCUGCCCAUCUUUGCCUUCCUAGCAAGGAGAAUAUUCGGGGCAUGAUGCAAUGAGUACUGGGUAAAUGUGGUGAGAACGUGUGUGUGUAUCUCUCUGCUUCUCAGCUGCAGAAACAGAAAUGCUUUGGAGAUUAUCAGUAGAAAGAGUGUUAUUAUAUUGGUGCUGAGUGGUAU
Hippopotamus amphibius kiboko is the source of this 6855-nucleotide messenger RNA. RefSeq names its product iodothyronine deiodinase 2 (gene DIO2). Gene Ontology annotation, molecular function: thyroxine 5'-deiodinase activity. Lineage: Eukaryota; Metazoa; Chordata; Mammalia; Artiodactyla; Hippopotamidae. The record is from RefSeq and is a predicted model, not a curated record. The transcript is spliced from 2 exons.